Molecule: messenger RNA, 1874 nt
Organism: Chelmon rostratus (copperband butterflyfish)
Lineage: Eukaryota; Metazoa; Chordata; Actinopteri; Chaetodontiformes; Chaetodontidae
Gene: nit2
Product: nitrilase family, member 2
Exons: 10
Coding region: 199-1059 (286 amino acids)
Biological process (GO): oxaloacetate metabolic process; L-glutamine metabolic process
Cellular component (GO): mitochondrion
Molecular function (GO): omega-amidase activity
Source: RefSeq, a predicted model, not a curated record
GUCUUGAGACAGCCCGGGGCGAGGCGCCGGAUUAUUUUCCUUAUUCUCAAAUCCCAUUGUUGACAUGCAUGUCUGUGUCAACACUGCCGGCGUCAGGACUGCAGACUAAACACAGACUCUUAUUUUGAAAGUCGAGCACCCACCCGGAAUCACAUGCUCUGUCUGCACUCUGACACCGAGCAGGACUGAUCUGCAUACAUGUCCGCUGUGACGAAAGCGAUGUCCAAGUUCCGUCUCGCUGUGGUCCAGCUGCAGGUGACGAGCGUCAAGGCGGACAACCUGAGCAGAGCCCGGCGGCUGGUGCAGGAGGCGGCGGGACAGGGCAGCAAGGUGGUGCUGCUGCCGGAGUGCUUCAAUUCUCCUUAUGGAACCAGUUUCUUCUCUUCGUACGCUGAGAGGAUCCCAGGAGAGUCCACACAGGUGCUGUCCGAGGCGGCGAAAGAGAACAAGGUGUACCUAGUGGGAGGAUCCAUCCCCGAAGAGGACGGUGGGAAGUUGUAUAACAGCUGUACAGUGUUUGGGCCUGAUGGAGAACUGAUCCUUAAACACAGGAAGAUUCACCUCUUUGACAUCGACGUUCCAGGAAAAAUCCGCUUCCAGGAGUCUGAGACGCUGAGUCCAGGCAACAGUUUGUCAGUGUUUGAAACACCGUUCUGUAAAGUGGGUGUGGGGAUAUGCUACGACAUGAGGUUUGCAGAGCUGGCGCAGCUCUACAGCAGGAAAGGUUGUCAGCUGCUCGUCUACCCUGGAGCCUUCAACAUGACGACCGGUCCGGCCCACUGGGAGCUCCUCCAGAGGGGGAGGGCGCUCGAUAACCAGGUGUACGUGGCCACAGCGUCUCCCGCCAGAGAUGAAACUGCUUCAUACGUCGCCUGGGGUCACAGCACGGUUGUUAGCCCAUGGGGAGACGUCAUCUCAAAGGCCGGACCAGAGGAGGCCGUUAUUUACGCCGACAUCGACCUGCAGUACUUAGCCGACAUCCGGCAGCAGAUCCCGAUCACGGCCCAGCGUCGGGGCGACCUCUACACGGUGGCGUCUGUGCAGGAGGGAUCGAGCUGAGCGAGAGAAGGAGCGAAGGAACAGACGCCAACAUCUCUGCCGCAUCAGAGUCGUCUUCCCUCCCGAGAAGCACGAGACGUGAUUGUCUUAAUUGUGGAGAUGCGGUUUGGAUGGUCGUUAAUUCGCCGACGGCAGCGUGUUUGGCGCGGGUGGCUUCCUCAGGAUGGAGCUGUGGUUUGUUCUGUGUCAUUUCUGCUCCUCAAGUGAGCAGUUAAUCAAAAGUUGAUCAGAGGGAAAUUGUGGUAAGCAGUUAAUUGUUUGCAGUACAUCAUUUUUCAUGUAAAAGUAAACAUUUUCUGGUUAGAGCUUCUCUAAUGUGACAGUUUAAACCCUUUCAUUAAGUUUAUCUGAUCUCAAUCAGUUUCAGAUUACUGGAAUUUUUCUUGACCAAAUGCUCCAUUUAAAAAAAUAUCUAUAUUUUUGAGCUCUUUCUCUUUUGUGGCUCAUGACAGAUUGCACUGAUUGUCUCACUAGAUUUUGAAAUGUAGGAAAUACUCAAAUCGUCGACACGUUUUCUGUCCUGAUGGAAAAACGUCGACAGCUCUGGAAAAAGCUGAAAUAAAACGUCUCCGUGAAUGAGUCUGAGCGUCUUUAUGAAAGCUUGAAGCGACUCCUCGCUGCGAGGAGCAGGAGGUCCGGUAAACACAGCAGAACAGGAAGUGGUGAUAUGUUACAGUGUCUGUUUAAAGCCCCUCCACGACAUUCAUAUUUACAGGUCAGUGCUCUGUUGAGAACUCGUCUCCUGGUGUCUUCACACGUCGGUCUCUUUGGGCUCCGGCUUCAUCGCCUCCGUCUCCUCCCUGUACCGGUUUCUC